This is a messenger RNA of Oryza sativa Japonica Group (Japanese rice), 1799 nucleotides long. RefSeq names its product geranylgeranyl pyrophosphate synthase 7, chloroplastic. Lineage: Eukaryota; Viridiplantae; Streptophyta; Magnoliopsida; Poales; Poaceae. Gene Ontology annotation, biological process: isoprenoid biosynthetic process. The record is from RefSeq and is a predicted model, not a curated record. Gene Ontology annotation, molecular function: geranylgeranyl diphosphate synthase activity.
GCCUGUCUCUCCUCCCCACAGGUAGUGGAACGGAGCCACCGCCCAACUCGCCCCCAAAGUUGCCCAUCUAGAUAAGAAGAAGCGUCGCAACUCACGGUCGCAGUGCCACGCCCCACUUCAUAUCCUUUCCCUCCCCCAACUGAACGAAAAAAACAACAGAGAAAAACUCCUCCCUCCUCCUCCCCCUCUGAAGCCAUGGCUGCCUUCCCCCCGCUCGCCGCCUCCCGCGUCCGCAUCUCCCCUCUCAUCCCCGCCGCCGCGAUGGCUGGGACAGCAGGGGCGGCGGCGGCGUCGUACGCGCAGCACCGGCGGAGGUUCUGCGCCAUCGUGGCGACCGCGGCGGCGUCACCGGUGCCGGCCGCGGCGGCGGCGGCGGCGACGGGGUUUGAUUUUAACGCGUAUAUGGGUGAGAAGGCUGCGGCGGUGAACCGGGCGCUGGACGCGUCGAUCCCGGCGGACGAGCCGCCCGCGGCGCUCCACGAGGCGAUGCGGUACGCGCUGCUGGCGGGCGGGAAGCGGGUGCGGCCCGCGCUGUGCCUGGCGGCGUGCGCGGUGGUCGGGGGGCGGGAGGCCUGGGCGAUGCCCGCCGCCGCCGCCGUCGAGAUGGUGCACACCAUGUCGCUCGUCCACGACGACCUCCCCUGCAUGGACGACGACGACCUCCGCCGCGGGAAGCCCACCUGCCACGUCGUCUACGGGGAGCCCAUCGCCGUGCUCACCGGCGACGCGCUGCUCUCCCUCUCCUUCCACCACAUGGCCAGGUUCGACUCCUACCCUCCGGACAUCGACGCUGACAAGCACCCCGCCCGCGUCGUCCGCGCCAUUGGCGAGCUCGCGCGCUGCAUAGGCUCCGAGGGCCUAGUCGCCGGCCAGGUUGUUGAUCUUGAGAUGACUGGAUCGACCGAAACUGUACCUCUUGAACGUCUUGAGUACAUCCAUCUCCACAAAACUGCUGCAUUGCUUGAGGCAUCAGUGGUUAUUGGGGCAAUCUUGGGAGGUGGCUCUGAUGAGCAGAUUGAAAGUUUGCGCAUGUAUGCGAGAUCGAUAGGAUUGUUGUUCCAGGUUGUUGAUGAUAUACUUGAUGUGACCAAGUCUUCUGAGGAGCUCGGCAAGACAGCAGGGAAGGACUUGGCGAGUGACAAGACGACAUACCCGAAAUUACUUGGGCUGGAGAAAUCACGGGAGUUUGCAGAAAAGUUGCUUUCUGAUGCAAGGGAACAACUUUCAGGAUUUGAUCAAGAGACCGCAGCACCACUUCUGCACCUGGCCAAUUAUAUUGCCUAUCGGCAGAACUGAGGUUCGUUUUACAAUGAGUGUCAAUGUAAGCUUUGAUUCAGGGAUGAGCUUGUCUUGGAAAUUGUUCUGUUGAACAUGUGUUUCAGUGAUGUUCUUCUGUUUACAGCAAUUGGGAUCAAUGUUUCUCUAACAGCUAUAUAUAUGUAUAUUCUUGGUUCCAAGCAUGCAGAAAACUUCAAUCAGAGAAAGUGUUUAGUUACAGUGCCGUAGUAAAUAAAUCGGUUAUAAUUGAUUCCUGUCUAUAGGUGUGCAUUCAGUCUUUUGGUCAAUUCGCUUUGUAGCAAAAUUCAGUUAGUCAAAACUCAGGAAUGAAUUGUUAUUGGGAAAAGGCAAGACCGAAAUUCGGUUAAUCCUGUCUAUUGCUCAAAAACCUAUACAAGCCUUUCAUAGUGAAUGUAGCCCCUGCAUAAGGUUUCCUGUACAGGUACAGUAGGACCUUGACUAAAUGUUUUUCAUUGGAAUAAUGGAAUGGUUAUAAGCUGCACCUUUCUUGUUCUUUUCUA